AGGGUCACAUAUGGGGGAAAUCACUUGAAAUAAUGUGCACUGUGUUUGUGUGACCCUUCAGAUUGUAAUGUUAGUUUUAGCCUGGAAACUUGAAGCAACAAAUAUGGGAUUUUUCACAAAAGAAGAGUGGCUGAAAGGAAUGACGUCACUACGUUGCGACUGCACAGAGAGAUUACAGGGCAAACUGGAUUAUAUGCGCUCUCAGCUGAAUGACCCGGUUAUAUUCAAGAACAUUUACAGAUACGCCUUCGACUUCGCCAGGGAUAAAGAUCAGCGCAGUCUUGAUAUGGACACUGCAAAAUCCAUGUUGGCGCUUCUCCUCGGACGGACGUGGCCUCUGUUCCCAGUUUUCCACCAAUUUCUGGAGCAAUCAAAGUAUAAAGUCAUGAAUAAAGACCAGUGGUACAAUGUCCUAGAGUUCAGCCGUACGGUUAACACAGACCUGAGCAACUAUGAUGAAGACGGAGCCUGGCCAGUGAUGCUGGAUGAGUUUGUGGAGUGGAAUAAAGCCAGAAAUGCAUUAUAGCACAAGCAGACGUUUUUGUUGUUUUUGGCUGUGCCCCAGACGAUGGCACACGUCUCGAGGACUGCUUCAACAUGUCCCACAUCACUACCCAGAGACUCUUACAGUCUUACUUUAAAAGGAAACUGCACAGAGGAAUCACAAGACGAAAGGGGAAAUAUUUUUCUUAUGUAUUGAAUUUGUUGCAGCAGGUCUAUUGCCAGUGUUGUAUGAAUUUUCUUUCCUUUUCUUUUUCUCUCAAAGUUUUACUUUGUUUAUAGUGUUUUGAAAAGGAAAUAAAUAAAGCAGUUGUAAAUUAACUUUUCGUCUGGAUUCUGGACUGUUGGAGCAAUAAAGCAUUUUACAACUAAAAUCUAAAUGAAGCAUGAAUAAAAAGAUUUAUUUUACGUG
Sinocyclocheilus grahami is the source of this 913-nucleotide messenger RNA. Its product is annotated as DCN1-like protein 5. Gene Ontology annotation, cellular component: ubiquitin ligase complex. Gene Ontology annotation, molecular function: ubiquitin conjugating enzyme binding; ubiquitin-like protein binding; cullin family protein binding. Lineage: Eukaryota; Metazoa; Chordata; Actinopteri; Cypriniformes; Cyprinidae. Gene Ontology annotation, biological process: protein neddylation. The record is from RefSeq and is a predicted model, not a curated record. The transcript has 5 exons. Bases 68 to 526 code for a protein of 152 amino acids.